UUACAUAAAAGUGAAUACUGGCAUUUGGCGCCAUCAUGCCUGAAAAAAUAACUGUGGAAGUUCGAUGUCACGUGACCGACCCAGCGAGAUCUCGCGAUUUGCCUUCACGGAUUAUGGAUUACAGUAAGAUUGGAGGUCAACAGCAUAAAAAAAAACAAGUUAAAAUGGAGCAGGAUUUGAAGAGUAAAAUUGAUCAAGCAUGUAGAACUGCUGAAGAAUUUACAAAAUUAUAUUAUGAAAGUUUGGACAAACGAAGAUAUAAUUACAUAUUUCAGUUAAUUUCAAGAUUGUACUUGGAUACAGCUACUUUAAUAUGGAAUGGAAAUGGAGUUGAAACUAAAGACAACAUACAAAAAUUUUGGACAGAUUUACCACCCUCUGAACAUUCUAUUAUUACUUUAGAUGCACAGCCUAUCACAGGUCCAGGAAUAACUAAUCAGUUAACAUUCCUUGUUAAAGUUGGGGGACAAGUUAAAUUUGAAGAGAAAAGUUCAAAGCCUUUUAAUCAAACUUUUUUGAUCACUGCAGUGGGUGAUAAAUGGAAAAUUGUAAGUGAUUGUUUCAGAGCAUUAGAAACAUAGCGAAAAAUGCUGGUUGAUAUAAAGAUUAGUUAGAUGAUCUUAAUCAAAACGUAUCUGUCUUUUAUAAGUUGUAUAUAUUGUAUAAUAACAUUAAGAAAGUGUUCGCAUUAUACAUAAGAAAUUUUAUAAAAUAUGACAUUGUGCUUUAUUAUUCUAUGAUGCUUGUUAUUGAUUUAAAAAGCAUUUUAGUUCCAUAAUUAUUUUUAUUUUCAUUUUCGAUCUUAUAUGAAUGUAUAAAGCAAUAUUAAAAUUUUGUAUUAGUGAAUCAGUACAUUGGUCUUUAGAAAUGUAAUUUUACAUCAAAAAAUAAAAAAUAAAUACAAGUAUAAAUAGACAUAAAACUACUAUAAUACAUAUUAUAUAAAACAA
Molecule: messenger RNA, 950 nt
Organism: Vespula vulgaris
Lineage: Eukaryota; Metazoa; Arthropoda; Insecta; Hymenoptera; Vespidae
Gene: Nxt1
Product: NTF2-related export protein
Exons: 5
Coding region: 36-581 (181 amino acids)
Biological process (GO): protein import into nucleus
Cellular component (GO): nuclear pore central transport channel
Source: RefSeq, a predicted model, not a curated record